This is a messenger RNA of Halteromyces radiatus, 1205 nucleotides long. RefSeq lists its product as uncharacterized. NCBI's taxonomy places the organism in Eukaryota, Fungi, Mucoromycota, Mucoromycetes, Mucorales, Cunninghamellaceae. The record is from RefSeq and is a predicted model, not a curated record. Bases 295 to 933 code for a protein of 212 amino acids. The transcript is spliced from 2 exons.
ACCUAAACGUGAACCAAAAAAAGUUAAAGAAAAACUGUUGGUUGAAUACGACGAAGAUGGCAACUUGAUACUCAGUGAUGAAGAAGAUGACACAACUAGUCUACCUUCAAAGGUACCGUUUGUAAAAAAAAGAAAAACAGAUAUAAAAAAAUAGGGAGGUUAUUAUUUCAUAUACUAACUUGUUAUUCUGUUAUCAAUUGAUAGUCUUCCAGCAACAAGAAAAACAAUGGCGUUACCAAGAAAAGAAGCUCCAAAUUAAACCCAAAGAUUUCGGCAAAGGAUCUAAUUGAAUAUAUGGUAGAACAGGUCAAACGAGUGGAACAAGAAUUCACACCUAUCCCUAACUUUUCUUCCUGUACUUCUAUGUCUGGUGAAUUACAACAACAUCAACAUUAUGAUCAUUCAUGGUGUCCUACUCCUCCUCGGGAUGGAUCUAUCAGCAGUGGCAAUAGUACUCAUCGUAGGGAUUCGGAUACAAUUAAUUUCUCACCUCAUGGAUUCAACAAAGGAAGUUAUCAUCGUAGUGAAUCACCUUCAUUUUUACCUUUAUCACCACCUUCUGUUUCUUGCAACAAAUCAACUUCCACUUUGGAUUAUGAUGAUGAUGACCGUUAUAAUGAAGAGGAUCAACAACAAGGACGACGUGAUCAUUCACCUCAAGCACCUUCUACUGCUGGUUCUACGACAGCCACUCUUCCACCUUAUAACUCACCUACCAAGUAUGAUCAAACUAUCCGUGGAUAUGAAUUGUGGACUCACAAGGAUGAUAUUCUAUUGCUACAACAUGUACUCUCUCGUUUACAAUUAGGUAAUUGGCGAGAACUGGAAGCGAAAUUUGAAGGUCGUCAUACUGCUCGUUUAUGUGAUGCUCGGUGGAAAUAUCUUCGUGAUCAAUUAUUGAAAGGGAUUCAAAACGCAAGCACUUCUUGUUAGGAUCUCAAUGGACUGCUAAUGACUUGGAUACCUCCUCCCCAUCUCUUCAAUUCCAUAUAUUAUUAUUUUUAUUAUUUUUUUUUUUUAUGUUUUUAUUUCUAUUAUUCUCUUCAUACCCCAUUCCCUAUCUUCCUCUAUCCCCCAAUCUCUCUCUCUAUCUAUCUUCUAUUGUUUUAGCUCAAUUCUUGUAGUUAGUAUUAUUCUUUUUAUGCAUGAUACUUCCUUUUUCCAAAUAGUUUCUAUCUCAAUAAAGACACUUUUUUUUUUCAAUA